AUGAGACUCCCCCAGUCGUUAUUGUUGCUAGCUGCCGCUGGGUCGGCGGCUCAGGCUAGUAGUGACAAGCCUGUCCGUCCCCGUGGCUUGGGCCCAGAAUUUGCCAAAUUCUACCAGGAUUUGACGACAUUCACCUGUAUUUCGAAUCCCUCGGUCAAAAUCCCCUUCUCGGCCGUCAACGAUGACUACUGUGACUGUCCCGACGGAAGCGACGAGCCUGGCACGUCUGCCUGCGCACAUAUCUCGCGCAAUUCGCCGCUAACGGUGGCCGACCGGCCUGGGAAUAGCGAUUUGGACACUGCACUCGCCCUCCCGGGAUUCUACUGCAAAAACAAGGGCCACCGGCCAUCAUACGUUCCAUUCCAGCGUGUCAACGAUGGUAUCUGUGAUUAUGAGGAGUGCUGUGAUGGUAGCGACGAGUGGGCUCGCGUUGGAGGCAUAAAGUGUGAAGACCGAUGCAAGGAGAUUGGCAAGCAAUGGAGGAAGCAGGAGGAGCAGAACCAAAAGUCGAUGACUGCUGCCCUGAGGAAGAAGAAGGAUCUUCUUGUCGAUGCUGGUCGCCAGCAGCAGGAAAUUGAGGAUCAUAUCGCUGCGCUAGAGGCAGAGGUUCAUGGCGCUGAGCUCAAGGAACAGAACCUCGAGGCUGAUCUGAAGCUCGCCCAGGAGCAGGACCGUAAGGUGGUUCGUACUGGAAAGGGCAAGGGUAAAGGUAAAGGCAAGGUCAGCGCCCUUGCCAACUUGGCCAAGGGCCGUGUUGAUGAGCUACGCAAUGCGUUGGUCGAUGUGCGUCGCCAGCGGGAUGAAGCCCGCGAGCGGGUGAAGGAGCUCGAGGAUAUUCUGGCUAAGGUCAAGGUGGAAUAUAACCCCAACUUCAAUGACGAGGGUGUCAAACGUGCGGUUCGUAGCUAUGAGGACUAUGCUGCUCGUGAGCAAGGCACCGAGGAUGCGAACGGUGCCGUGGACCGCGACUUAGACGAGAUUGCCAAGGCCGACGGCGAGGAAAAUGGUAUUAACUGGGAGCAUUGGGAAAACGAGGAGGAUGGAUGCAAUGACUCGGAUCUAGUGUACAAGCUCGCUGCUUAUCUCCCACCAUCCCUGGUCAGCUUCAUUGAAGACAGGGUGAUUUCUGUCAAGAGCUAUCUUGAAGAAAAGGGCAUUCUGCCGAAGGCCGAUGCAGACUCUUCAUCGGAAUCUAAGGCUGUGACCCAGGCACGCGACGCCCUGAAGACCGCACAAGAUUCUGUUACAAGCCUCAAGAACAAGCUACGCGACCAGCGUGCCGACCUUGAGCAAGACUAUGGUCCCGGCUCGAUCUUCCGCGCACUCAAGGGGGUUUGUAUCACCCAGGAUGCGGGUGAGUACAGGUACGAGCAUUGCUUCCUUGAGUCGACCAAGCAGAACCAGAGGAAGGGAAGCAAUUCUGUGUCCAUGGGCAAGUUCUCGAAUGUUGGCACCACGAGCGUGGAAGAAGUCAACACGGCUGGCGAGGUCGUCAAUGUCGAGAAGAUGACGAUUGAGUAUAAUCGCGGCCAGUCUUGCUGGAAUGGACCUAAUCGGUCGACCAAGGUCAUUUUGGAGUGCGGUGAGGAGAACAAGAUCUUGAAGACAGCGGAAGAGGAGAAGUGCGUGUACUCCAUGCUUGUUACAUCGCCAGCUGCAUGUGCAGGUGGUGAGGCAGGUAAUGAUGCACCACGCUCGAAAGAUGAGCUGUGA
Molecule: messenger RNA, 1713 nt
Organism: Penicillium mononematosum
Lineage: Eukaryota; Fungi; Ascomycota; Eurotiomycetes; Eurotiales; Aspergillaceae
Exons: 3
Coding region: 1-1713 (570 amino acids)
Biological process (GO): N-glycan processing
Cellular component (GO): glucosidase II complex
Source: RefSeq, a predicted model, not a curated record